Leptinotarsa decemlineata (Colorado potato beetle) is the source of this 1733-nucleotide messenger RNA. Its product is annotated as probable multidrug resistance-associated protein lethal(2)03659. Gene Ontology annotation, cellular component: membrane. Gene Ontology annotation, biological process: transmembrane transport. NCBI's taxonomy places the organism in Eukaryota, Metazoa, Arthropoda, Insecta, Coleoptera, Chrysomelidae. The record is from RefSeq and is a predicted model, not a curated record. Gene Ontology annotation, molecular function: ATP binding; ABC-type transporter activity; ATP hydrolysis activity.
AUAUUGAACCAACCAUAACAGAUCUAGUACGGGCAAAUGAAACGAAUUCAACUAUAUUCAGCGAAACUAUUUCAAAACGAAACCAUUAUCUGAACCUUUACGCCGUUUUGAUCCUCACAUCAGUUGUUCUCACCUUCGCUAGAACCUACCUGACAUUUUUCUUCUCGAUGAAAGCUUCGAAAAACCUCCAUGACUGGAUAACACAUUCAGUAUUGAAUUCGUUCAUGACAUUCUUUGACGGUCAUUACAUUGGAAAUAUCAUCAACAGAUUUUCCAAGGAUGUUGGCACGAUUGACGAGACUAUACCUCUCAUUGUUUAUGAGAUUAUGAGGGGAACCCUUCAAGUGUUGUCCAUAAUGUUUUUAUUAGUUUCGGCACAUUUAAUUUUCCUGUUACCGGUAGUCAUCCUGAUAAUCCUCCUAUACUUCCUUCGAAGAUUCUAUAUUUCAACUGGAAGAAAUAUCAAGAGAUUAGACGCUUCUACAAGAAGCCCUUUCAUCGGCCAUUUCAACGCCACCAUGGAGGGAUUGACCACUGUCAGAGCCUAUGAAAAGGAACCUCUGCUAAUAGAAGAAUUCGAUAGGCAUCUGGACCACCAUACGUCAGCUUAUUAUAUGAUGAUAUGUACCAGCAGGGCGUUUGGAUUUACCAUAGAUAUGAUUUGUUCAACUCUUCUUUCAGCAGUGGUGGUCCAUUUUGUAUUUUUCAACCCAGAUUCACCUGUUGGAUCAGUCGCUCUGGCGAUUUCACAAGCUAACGCUCUGAUGGGACUGCUUCAAGGUACUGUUCGAAUGUACUCUGAAAUUGAAAACAAUAUGACUGCUAUAGAAAGAGUCCUCGAAUACUCUGACAUCGAAACUGAGAACAGAAAAAAAGGACUCGUUAAGGACAACUGGCCCGAUAAAGGCAUGAUUGAGUUCAAGGAUCUUUCGCUCACUUACACCACGACAAAGCAACAGGUUUUGAAGGGUCUCAACUUCGUCCUGCAGCCUAGAGAAAAAAUCGGUAUAGUGGGAAGAACGGGAGCAGGAAAAUCAUCUAUAAUUUCCAGUUUAUUCAGAUUAUAUAACACGGAAGGCAAUAUCAUUAUAGAUAAUAUUGACACAAAAAUGUUGGCCUCAGAAUUUCUCAGAUCAAAUAUAGCCAUUAUACCUCAGGAUCCCAUUUUAUUUUCCGGUACCAUUCGUUCCAACAUAGACCCAACCGAAAGGUACUCGGACGAAGUCAUAUGGAAAGCUAUCGAAAAGGUAAAUAUAAAACGUCUCAUCUCGAAUCUACAGGAGAAAAUCUCGGACCACGGCUCAAACUACAGCUCCGGACAAAGGCAGCUCAUAUGUUUAGUGAGAGCUCUGGUCAGCAAGAGUAAAAUUAUCGUUUUGGAUGAAGCCACGGCCAAUAUGGACCCAGAGACGUGUGGAUUGCUUCAGUCUACUAUAAAACAGAAUUUCGCUGAAUGUACCGUCUUGACGAUUGCCCAUAGACUGAAUACUGUGUCUGAUUCUGACAGGGUUAUGGUAGUUGAUCACGGACAAAUCGUUGAGUUUGACACUCCAGAUGCUCUGUUAGGAAACCAAAAAGGAGUUUUCUACAAUAUGUUCAAGCAUUCCGGACUUCUUGAAUCAUGAAAACCACAAGACUGAACUCCUUUGAGUUGGGACCGAGUUAUCUACUUUUGUUGAUACUUAUAAUGCUUAGUUUUAGAAUAAAUAUUAAUAAAAAGUAUAUUCUUUGAU